Messenger RNA from Labrus bergylta (ballan wrasse), 1278 nucleotides. Lineage: Eukaryota; Metazoa; Chordata; Actinopteri; Labriformes; Labridae. The record is from RefSeq and is a predicted model, not a curated record.
AUGGCUACACUGGAGAAGAAUCAAACCCAAACACAACUGAGACGAACUUCACUGGCACCGUCUCGAGUACGACCAAACCCAGGAGUGACUGUGCACUGCACCUCCCCAUCCACCUCCCUAUCCACCUCCCCCACCCCCAAGUCCUCCUCUGCUCACUCUCUGGGCCUCCUCUCAGUCAAAUGGACGAGUGACUGUGACGGAGAAGCGAUACUGUUGCUCCACCCUCCCCCCUCCUCAUCCUCCUUAUCCUACUCAUCCUCCCUCCUCUGUCAAAGCAGUCUGACCCUCGUUAAGACUCUGCUGAGCUCCCAAUGUGAGAGUCGGAGAAGGUGUGAGGGGCCGCCAGUCUGGGUGGCGAGAAAGAAGCAGGGGGGUUAUGACAUCGCAGGGCAAGCACCGAAUACGAGCUGUAAAAUUCUGACGCUACAAUGUACAGCUCAGACAGAUGUACAGGGUCAGCUGAAGGCCUACAAAGUGGUGACGGCUCUGCUCUGCUGCGUGCUGCUCAUCCUCUUCCUGAUCCGCUUCACCAAACCGACUGUCAGAGCUCUGCAGAGCCGACUUUCAGACAAGAGACAGAACCGCUGGAUAGGACCUACACAGAGUCACAGCGUGUCGUACCAGCGAGGAAAGGGUGUCGUUCAAAGCACAGACGUUGAGAUGAGAAUGUCCUACCCUGCUCUGGAGAGGCUGACAGUCAAUGACAGCAGAGAACCGUCAUCCAACAGGAACAGUGGCUACACCUUCUGACCAUCUUCAGCAUCAUCAUCAUCCUCUGUUUGUGUGCUUUCAUACGUGAUUAUUUCUGAGUUGAAUUUUUGUGCACACUGCCGAUUAGUCUCAUACUAAGAUCUAUUGUAGAUUUGGGGUUUUUAAAGUAGGGGUCCUGACCCUCUAAGGAGUCACUAUGGGGUCACCAGGAGGUUAGUGUUAGGUUAGAGUUAGUGCGCACAAACAAGUAAAUUUGAUUUCCCCCUUUCUGUCUCCACUAAACAUAUCUAGGCUACUUAAACUACUAAUAUUAAUAUGUCAAACAGAUUUAUAUUCCUGUGUUACAUUUUUGAACGUUAAAGUAACAAAAGAGAGUGGAAAAUAGUGUAUCUUAACAUAAAUCCCAACCCUGACAAUUCACAUAGCCAAUCAUAGUUUAGGAUUUUGGUGUUGCCACUUGGGUGGCAAAUCAGAUACAACAGGGGUCAUGGUCAUCCCCUGAAUGUGCCACAAGGGGGGUCCCCACCAUAGGCUGAUGCUAUAUUGGCGUCCUUGGCAUGGCACAGU